CUCUCCUCUGUCCGCCCCCUCCGCCCAUUCCCUCCCGCCGCGCGCCCCCUUUCCCCGACAAUAUCGCCAACACAUGGAAAGUCACCCCCCGGAGGGCAGCUUAUGCUCGGCUAGCAGUGCCAGCCUCAGGCUGGUCGAGGUGCCGGCCGUCGACCGGUCGCCGGCCCCGCCGCCGGGCGCCACGCCGGCCAGCGAGUCUGACGAUGAGGCCCCCACGACACCUGACACCCACGAGGAGGCGGUUGAUGCGCCUCUCCAGCCAGCCGGCCCCAUGCCCGGCGGCCUCUCGGUUCUGUCACUCCCCGGGGCCGAGGAGGACCGCCGCUCGCUGCUGGGGGACCCACUGGUGGCGGCCACGGCCGCCAGCCAUCGGGCCACCUUUCUCAGCGGGUCGCCACGGACCGUGGCCACCGGGCAGGGCAUCCCCCAGAUGCAAUCCCUGCUCGAGGCCGAGGCGGCCAGUAGCCCGCUGGACGCGGCUGAAGGCCAUGCUCGGGCCUCCUUCGAGUCGACCCUCCCCCGACACCCUUCGGAGAGCGUCUGGCUGGGGGUGGUCUCGGCGUCGCGCCUGCACCGACAGCCCGAACCGGACCCCAGUGGCAACCUCACCCCGCCGGACAGCCCGAGCGCUGAUACCCUGCAAUUGAACGCCCAGGACGAUCCGCUCGGCGUGAACCUCGGCUUCGGCAACAUGGCCAACGACUUCAGCCUGGCCGAGGACGACUUUGCCAUGCCGGCCCGGCGAUCGGAGGCGUCGGCCCUGACCGCUGCUGGCCGCCCGUCCCAGGCCUCUCAAUAUACCGCGGCGUCGAUAUACGCGCGGUCGAUGGCCACCGCGGCUGGCGCCGAUCCCGACUCGGAGUCCGAUCCCGGGAGCCAGGCCGCCCCCUUGGCUUCGUGCCCCCGCUGGCCUCCGGUCCAGCGGCUCAUCUCCCAAUGGUCCUGGUUCUUCUCCUGGAACCGGCUCUUCCGUGCCAGCAAGGAGACCUUCGCAUACAUGGGCGUGUCCCUGUUCUGUCUGAUCGAUCCGAUCAGCGACUUCAUGGGCACCUACUCCUACCUGGCCCCGAUCAUGACCCUUUUCACCCUGUCCAGCGAUUCCUUCGGUCGGAACCUGCGGUUCUUCUUCUUGGCCAACCUUGGCAAUGCCGUCGGCUAUUCGUUCGGCGCGAUUGCCCUAUUGACCAACCACCCGGCGCCCAAGAUCGUUCUCCUCUUUCUGGGGCUCUUCUCCUUCACCCUCUUCAAGACCAUCCGCCCGGAGCUUUGGGCCAUCGGCCAUGUGAUGAGCAUCAACAUGCUGGUGAUCGUGUCGCAGCGAGGCCCCACGUCGGCGGCCCUCAAGAAUGCCUUCGAUCUGUUCAAGCCCAACAUCUUUGUCCUGAUCUUCAUCCUGCUGCUGUCGUUCCUGCUCUUCCCCCGAUGGGGGAGCCGCGACUCCGAAACCGACAUCGCUGAGGUUCUCCGCUGCGUGGACCAAAGCCUCCAGCUGUCGGUCAUUGACUUCAUCGCCGCCACGGAGAAUGCCUCCGGCGACGCGGUUCCCAAUGGCUCACCUCCUGGCGGGCCCCUCGCCUUCGAUGCCUGUCCGCACUGUCGCCUCCCGGCAUCCAUCUGCUCCCUGUCCCCCUGCAGUGCCCUGACGGACUCCACCCACGAGGAGCCCAUCUGCCAGCAAUGCUACACCCUGCUUUUCUACACCCUGGCCAGCCAGGAGCCCAUCAUCCCGGCACCGCCGGUGUGCCUGCUGCGCGAGGCCCGUGCCAGCCCGCGACGCCGGCCUCUCAUCCGCCCAGCCGCCAGCCAGCGCCCACCUGCCCCGCUGCCUGCUCGCCAUCGGCGGUCUGCGGGCAAGCAUCGCCCUGCCCAUCGGCGUCGGUCCUUGGCUCCGGUCCUUCCCACUCGCCUGGCCCUGUUGCAAGCCAUCCAGCAAAGCACCCGGCCACAAGCCCCGACCCCCGGCGACCCGACACUGGAGGAGCACCGAAAACGGCACCUGGCCCAGCUGGGCGCCACGCGUUCUUCGAUCACCCAGCUCGGUGCUCGGCAAAUCGAGGCCGAGUGGGAGUUUGGCCGUGUUUUCUGGCACUACGAUCGGUACCGGCAGAUUGGCGACAUCCUGCACCAAAUGGUGCGCCUCGUCGGGGCCAUGGGCUGCACGGUGCACACGCCGCCGCCCCCCGCGGGCCCGACGGCCCCCGGGCCGGUCCCCCGGCCCAUGCCCACCCUGCUGCCCGAGCUGCCGAGUCUGGACAUCCUGCGUGCCGGUGGCAGCACCUUGCCCCUCACCUCGAAGCACAUUGUGACCACUGCCACCCUGGCGACCGGUCGUUGCCGUAGCUGCAAUCGGCCGGUUGCGGUCCAGCCGCAGGCCAUGCGCACGGGCCCCGGGGCCCCGGCCCGUGGCUACCCCCUGCAGAGCACCCUCCGGCAUCCGCUGGCCCUCGGCGGAGGCACACACCGGGCGGCCCCUGCGACGGCAAAUAUGCCAGCCAUCCCGGGCUUGGCUCGGCCUCGCCCGGCUGGCUUGCUGAGCGCCCUCCCCCCAGCGCCCACCGGCCAGACGGAUGUGGAUGCCAUCCAGCAGUACCUGCUGCUGAUGAAGGAUGCCGUGAUCCUCGGCCAGCGGCGCUUUUCCACCUACGUCCAGGAGCUGGCCGAGUUCAGCAUGAAGAAUUCCUCCAGUCGAGCCUUCUGGUGGGUGCGCUGGUGGUGGCCCACCGGCCCGCGGCGCAUCCUCAAGGGCGAUGAACCCUUCGACACCUUCAUCAUCGAAGACCUGACACGCGUGGUCCGCGACUUGGAAACCUUCGAGCGCGAUGCCAUUCGCGGCAUCAACCCGGCAGUCGACAUUACCAAGCUCCACUACAAGAUCUUCAACAUGCGCGAGCUGCUGAUCGGCCUCAUCUCGCUCUUUGCCCUGACCAAUGCCACAUGCAUCGAGCGCACCUCCCUUUGGCGCAAUCUCUGGCGUCUCUUCGUCAACACAUUCAUUGUGUCCUCCUCUCAGAGCAAGCUCCGCCGGCAGGUGGUCACCUCGAGCAGCACCCUCUCCUCCACCGCCCAUGCCGGCGUGGUUGGCGGCUUGUACACCUCCUCCCUGCCGGACCCCGGCCGCCUGCAAGACGCCAAGUAUCUGGAGUCGCAGCGCAUCCUCCGCGAAGCCGAGGCCAUCAGCCACAGCCCUGGCCAUCGUGCUCGAUCGGCCUUCAUGCGCCUGCGCCUGCGUACCUGGCAGCUGCAUGACAUAAUUACGCGGUCGAUCAAUGUCCGUUUCGCCCUCAAGAUCAGUGGCACCCUCACGUUGCUGGUGGUCCCGACCAUUGUCGACUCUACGGCCACGGUUUGGUCCUACUGGUCGGUCCUGUGGUCGGCCAUGACUGUUCUCCUCGUGUCGCAGCCCUCCUUCGGCGGGUUCUUCCCACAUGCCUUGUACCGCAUCAUCGGCACGGUGGCCGCCGCCGCCUGGGCCAUCAUCAUGGACGUGGCCUUCGGCCAGUCCUUCUGGGCCACGACCGGCAUGCUGAUCCCCCUCAUUUUUGUCGGACAGUACAUCCGCCUGUUGCCCUCCUCGGCAUCCGGCCUCGGGGUGCAAAUCAUCGGUGCCGCCUUCCCCAUCAUCCUGGCCUUCUACAAGAGACCCUACAAUCCGCCGGUCUACACCAACAUCUAUGAGAUUGCCUACAAGCGCGGCGUGGCCCUCAUCCUGGGUUUGAUCAUUGCCAUCCUCAUCCACCGGCUCAUUUGGCCGUACCUGGCGCGCGUGGUCCUCGAGCGCAAGCUGGCCGCCGUCUUCGCCACGCAGGGGGUCAUCUUUUCACGCCUGCAGUCAGCCAUUACCACAUUCAAUCCGGCCCUCCUGGCGGAGAGGCAUCUGCUGGCCAGCGACAAGUCGCGCGCGGCCAAGGCCGUCGGGCAUGCGGCCGCCCACCAGCGAGACAUCGCCGAUGCCUCGACCGACGUCUUCAAUGAGGUCCUCCGACAUAUGAGCUUCUCCAGCCCGCCGCGCCUGCCGCUGAUGGACACGUCGGCCGUGGUGACGGCCGUAGCCGCACGUAGCCGUGCCGGCUCGCGCGCCGGCUCGCGGCCUUCAUCCACCUCGGACAUCGAGCUUGAGAGCCUGGGCCCCUGGGCCAGCAACACGGCCCAACGGUCAGAUCCUCCCUCCCCGGCGUCGGACGCCGGGCCCGCUCCGCCGGGCCCCGGCUCCGGAGACAAGUCUCCGCCCGAACCGUCGAACGCCCUGCCCGCCCUCAAGGGCCACAGUCGCCUGGACCUGGAGAAGGGCAAGCAGCAUGCGUCGCUCUUCGGGCACCCGCUGCGAGCGCUCGAUGCCGCCGUCAAAAAGCGCGACCGACUGUAUGUCCGCAUCCAGGUAACCCUGCAACAGUGUCGGGCCCUGCACACGAUCGCCCUCAAUGAGCCCCGGUGGAUGGGCAAGUGGGAUGGCCCGCGGUACAACAGCCUCAUCCUCGGGUGUGCCAGCCUGCUGGAGCAGAUUUCCAGCCUCCGGGUGAUUGCCCGCCGGGUGGAAGCCGCGCGCAUCGCCUGCUCCGGGCAAUUCCACCGAUAUGUCCGCCGGGUAUUGACCCCGGGGCAGCUGGACACCCUCCGGGGGGAUCCCCGCCUCGGGGCCUGGCUGGCUCGGCAGUAUGUCCUCUUCGAUCCCUUGAGCCCGGUGACCGCGGCCCUGGCCAGCCCGACCGGCCAGCGGGCCACCUCGUCCAUCCUCCUCGGGUAUCACAUCCUGUCGAUCACCGUUCGCGGGAAGUUGGCCCUGCCAUACAACUUCCCGGACUGCCUCGGCUCCAUCGACCAGCUGAUCUGCCGGCUGCGCCAGGCCACCGAGGAGGUCCUGGCUCGCGACCGCCAAACCCGAGCCGAGUCUCGAUGGGCUCCGGCGGCCGGCUUGAUUCCACCCACCGGCUUUCCCUUCCCCCCGCCGAAGCUCCCGGCCUCCCUCUCCUCCUGCUCGCUGCUGUCCCUGCCGCCGAACUACAACAGCACCGGAGGCAGCGGCACCAGCCCGACCGGCGCCGAUGAAGCUGGCAGCUCGCUCGGCAGCGGCGGCCACUCCCCCAUCAGUUUGGAGUCCCUCCCGCGCAGCGCUCUCCCAACCAUCGAGUCGGCCUAUGCGCUGCUCUGCCCGCGCGACUUGGAGGAGCGUCUGAUGCUCAUUUUCGCCUUCACAUUCACCAUCCGGUCGAUUGCCCUCAAAAUGGCCGAAAUGGAGGACAUCCUGCGCGCUCUCUUCGGCACCACCCACGCCCCGUCCCGCUCGCUGUUGGACUAGACACACGCAUCCCGGCGGCCGGGGGAGCUUGCCCAGCUGCCUCCCAUCCUUCCCCCCCCCCCCCCC
Molecule: messenger RNA, 5359 nt
Organism: Fonticula alba
Lineage: Eukaryota; Rotosphaerida; Fonticulaceae
Exons: 6
Coding region: 74-5293 (1739 amino acids)
Source: RefSeq, a predicted model, not a curated record